This is a messenger RNA of Podarcis muralis (Common wall lizard), 1302 nucleotides long. Lineage: Eukaryota; Metazoa; Chordata; Lepidosauria; Squamata; Lacertidae. The record is from RefSeq and is a predicted model, not a curated record.
AUGACCGAUGCCAGCAGGAAAGGAGAGCCAGACACAUCGCCCGCCCUAGAUGAGUCAGACCCCGAUCUAGACUAUGAAGAAGAUGAGGAGGACGAAGGGAGGGAGGGUGAGAGGGAAGAAUCGGACACCUGCAGCAUCCUUUCUGAUGACUCUGUGUACCCCAUCUAUGAAUCUGCUCCGUCUGCCAAUGGUGAUGGCACGACGCUCACGUUCUACCAGAUCUGUCUCAAGAACGAUGCAAAGCUAUUGCAGGAGAAAAUUGACAGAGGGGUGACCAGGGAGGAAGUCAUGGAGCUGGACAUCAACGGACGGAACGGCCUAUUGGUGUCAUGUUUCAAAGGCUUCGUAGACAUUGUCACCAUUCUCAGCAAAUGUCCCUACAUAGAUAUCAAUCAUCAGGAUAAUGAUGGAAACACAGCACUCAUGAUAGCAGCUCAGGCAGGACACAUCACUAUUCUCAACUAUCUUCUGAACUACUAUCCAACACUGGAGCUGGAGGUGCGAGACUUGCGGGGUCUGACUGCACUCAUGAAGGCUGCAGUACAGGGGAGGAACGACUGUGUUGCAGCUUUGCUCAUGGCAGGAGCCGACCUCGCAGCUGUGGACCCAGUGAAAGGAAAGACAGCGCGGGAAUGGGCAGCCCUGACGGGGCGCUUUGAAACAAUUGUCCGGAUCCGAACCCUUCUGCAGCGCCCAUGCGCCGAGCAGUUCUGCAGCAAGUACUUGCCGCAGUGGCCCGCUCUGCCCGAGCUGGUGGCGCAAGCAAUGGCCACAAAAUCCAGAGCCAAGCGGCUGUCGGAGACGAUAUGCUCCACCUUCACCAUAAAUUUCCCGCACGACCCUGAGCCGGAUGGUGUGAUGGACCACAUGGUGCGCAUGACCACUUGCUUGGCCAGUCCGUUCGUGGGCACUGCUUGCCAAACCGUCUGCCCUGACAGCCCGCCGGAAGUGGGGAAGCAGAGACUCUCGGUGCCCGAGAUCCUCAAGGAGUACACGCCGGAUCCUGAUGCCAAAUCCAUGGUUAGUGCGUCAGCCUGCAAUGGCCAGCUCAUGACACCCACCCGGGUUCUGGUGCCCUACCGGCCCAGCACCAUCGUCAAGCUGCUGUCGUUCCCCUUGCGCAUGCGCCAUAACAGCAUCUAUCCCGUCCCGAAAAUUGAACUCACCAAGUCGCCUGCUCAGUCGCCACCCAAGGAGAACGUGCCGCCGCGUUCUCAGGACAAGCACAUGCUAGAGCUGCCAAAGUGGCGCUAUAAGGAGCUGAAAGAAGCAAAGAAGAAGAAAGAGGAGGAGGAAGGGAAA